Haliotis rubra (blacklip abalone) is the source of this 634-nucleotide messenger RNA. RefSeq names its product perlucin-like protein. The record is from RefSeq and is a predicted model, not a curated record. Gene Ontology annotation, molecular function: signaling receptor activity. NCBI's taxonomy places the organism in Eukaryota, Metazoa, Mollusca, Gastropoda, Lepetellida, Haliotidae. The transcript has 5 exons. The coding region runs from base 71 to 541 and encodes 156 amino acids.
CUGAAACCGAUUACAUGUCACUCUUCAUAAGGAGCACUAACGACCGCUUUGCCGGGCUGGACGUUGAACAAUGAGCAAAACUGCGCUGUCUCUUCUUUUCAGCGCUGUGGUCGCAAUAGCGGCUGGUCAGACCACGUGUCCAGACAGCUGGACACAUUAUGGAACCUCCUGUUAUGCCUUCUACAACAUGCAAGCCACCUUCAUCGACGCAGUGAGUUUGUGCUCGUCAUUCGGUGGUUCCUAUCUGGCGGAGAUUGAGACUGAGGACGAAAACAAGCACAUCCAGGCCUACAUGCAGCUCCAGAACACUGCAGGGAUUGACGGGGUGUGGCUCGGGGGUAACGACAUCAUGGCGGAAAGUCUGUGGGUGUGGGACAAGUCUGAGAAACCUAUCCAGUAUUUCGACUGGGCCAACGGACAACCCGACGACACUGACAGGACACAAAACUGCAUGAGCCUAUGGAAACGUUUCAACUAUCAAUGGGCCGAUCAUUAUUGCACUGAAAAACUUGCAUUCCUGUGUGAACAAGCAGCGACAUAGAAUCGAAAUGGACUUUUCAUCAAGGUCUUCUCCGAGGUGGAACAACAUGCGUGUGGAAGAAUAUUAAACUGAAAUAAAUAUAUGUUAAAAUAG